This is a messenger RNA of Haliotis rubra (blacklip abalone), 1691 nucleotides long. Its product is annotated as G-protein coupled receptor 161-like. The record is from RefSeq and is a predicted model, not a curated record. NCBI's taxonomy places the organism in Eukaryota, Metazoa, Mollusca, Gastropoda, Lepetellida, Haliotidae. Gene Ontology annotation, molecular function: G protein-coupled receptor activity. Gene Ontology annotation, biological process: G protein-coupled receptor signaling pathway. Gene Ontology annotation, cellular component: membrane.
ACAGUGGUGACAACAUGACGGAGUCGCCAUGUAACGUCAGUAACACAUGUGACGGGGAGCUCCAUGUCGACGACGUCAUCAGCACAGCGGGGCUCGGUGCAGCGGUGACCUACUUCACGUUGGUGUUUCUAAUGUCCCUCCUCUGUAACGGUACAAUCUGCGUGGUGUUCUACAAGAGGCCACAGCUCCUGACAGUGUCCAACAGCUUUGUCCUGAACCUCACCUGCUGUGAACUUGGUCUGUCCAUUUUAAUCAUGCCGUUCCUGAUGCUGUCCCUUGUGUCCCAAGAGUGGGUCAUGGGCGACCUCUGGUGUCGAAUUCAGGCGUAUCUUCUGACGGUGCUCGUCAUCGCCCUGCAGUACUCCCUCCUCAUCAUCUCCGUGGACCGCAACUACGCCAUCGUCAACUCCCUCCGCUACCCCUACGUCUUCUCCCCCCGUCUCGGCAAUCUCCUCAUCGCCCUCACCUGGCUACUAGGCUUUGCAUUUGGCAUGCCGCCAUUGUUUACAUACGGGGAACUCUCCUAUCAGCGUACCCAGUUCGUGUGUGGAAAUACUUGGGAGGCUGAGAGCAAAUACAGUAUAUUCUUUAUUCUUGCUGCUUUCCUGUUACCGUUUAUUGUUCAGACGUGCUGCUAUUUGAGCAUUUUCAAAGCAGCAAUCAAACACACAAAAGCAGCUAACAGGAUAUAUCCAUCUGUUGGAAGCACUAGCACCACCCAGGAUAUCUCCAUCGUGGCCACCAUUGAAAUUGACGAUGUCACAUCUCGUGUGCCGAGAUCUCGGAGGACAGAGUGUAAGGCGGUGAAAACAAUUCUGAUCAUUUACGGAUCUUAUGUUAUUUCAUGGACGUUUUUCAUCAUAGCCGGCCUCAUGAAAGCAUUUGGCGCGGAAACGUCUGCCUAUAUGGAUAUGACCGGAAUUUGUCUCGUGUUCCUGUCAUGCGCAAUUAAUCCUGUUAUUUAUGCCUUCAUGAACAGACUUACUCGUUAUGAGAUUUGGAAAUACUUACGUUCAGGACAGAGGUUCGCGGGUCGAGAAGCAACUGUGCUGGAAAGCGAGGAAUUUUACUCGACGACACUCACCACAAACUUCUCAUCAAGUCGACAUACAUCCGGGACGUUUGUACCCGUCGCCAGAGGGCGCUCUAACAGCAUCAAAGUUGCAUGUGCCAGACACGGAGACAUGCUUACGAUUCACGAAGUCUCCGAAACAGACGAUGAACUAAUAACAAAUUGUGCUUUAAACGAAACCUCACAAAUACAACCCAAAUCGACCGCCACUCGAUUAGGCACACACAACACUAACGAAGUGAUACUUCGACCACCCAAGUUCAGAAAAAUGUCUUUCAGACGUUGCCAUAGCAAUGGUGAUAUGUCAAAAACUGUUUACAAAAAUGUCAAUGGGAAACUAGUUCCAACAUUGAAAAGACAAAAUAAUAACAUUCCGAAGGCUUCUCACCCAAAUGACCAACGAAAGUUUUUAGUGAGAUCUCAAUCAUUUGUUAGUGGUCUUUCAGGCAGCAGUUUGCAGGAUGCUCUCAAGAAGACGAUUAGACUGCAGGCGGCUUUAGCAAUAGGUACUGGCGACAAUGUGUUAACCAAUGGUAAGAAGAGACCUGGGGAGGGCUUCACAGGUCGCCGACAGCGAAAUAUGAUAUCGUCACUGGCGUCAGUUGACGAUCUCUUGUGA